This is a messenger RNA of Sphaeramia orbicularis (orbiculate cardinalfish), 1334 nucleotides long. RefSeq names its product indoleamine 2,3-dioxygenase 1 (gene ido1). The transcript has 10 exons. NCBI's taxonomy places the organism in Eukaryota, Metazoa, Chordata, Actinopteri, Kurtiformes, Apogonidae. Bases 18 to 1256 code for a protein of 412 amino acids. Gene Ontology annotation, cellular component: cytoplasm. Gene Ontology annotation, biological process: 'de novo' NAD+ biosynthetic process from L-tryptophan. The record is from RefSeq and is a predicted model, not a curated record. Gene Ontology annotation, molecular function: metal ion binding; heme binding; indoleamine 2,3-dioxygenase activity.
GUGGGUUUACUUUCUCUAUGGCUGCUGCUACCAAAGACUCUAACGCCCCGUUCUGUCUGGACUCUUACCAUGUCUCCGAGGAGUUUGGCUUCAUCCUCCCUCAGCCUUUGGAGGAGCUUCCACCUUACUAUCAGCCGUGGAUGGAUAUCGCCCUUCGUGUCCCAGAGCUCGUGCACUCUCACGAGUUGCGCUCCUGUAUUAACAGGAUGCCGAUGCUGAGCAGUGAGUUUCUCCAGAGACACAGAGAGUUACGAUUGGCCCACCUGGCCCUCAGUGUUAUGACCAUGGGCUAUGUCUGGCAGGAGGGAGAAAACGACACAGUAGAAGUGCUGCCACGUAAUCUGGCUGUCCCCUUCUGGGAGGUGUCUCAGCGCUUAGGACUUCCCCCGAUCUUGGUCCAUGCAGAUGCAGUUUUGGCAAACUGGAAGAAGAGGGAUCCACAAGGGCCGUUUGACAUGGAGAACCUGGAGCUGCUGUUCAGUCUCCCAGGUGGGGACAACACACGGGGUUUCUUUAUGGUCACUCUGCUGGUAGAGCUGGCAGCAGUCCCUGCACUGAAGAGCAUUCCCACGGUGAUCAAUGGUGUCAGAUGUGGUGACACUGAAGGUGUGACCAAAGCCCUGGACACCAUCAGCAAGUCUCUGCAGGACAUGACUGAUGCACUGAAGCUGAUGCACGCUUAUGUGGAGCCUUCAGUCUUCUAUGGUAUCAUGAGAAUCUACCUCUCCGGAUGGAAAGACAACCCCUCCAUGCCAAAGGGGCUGGUUUAUGAAGGUGUCCAAAGAGAGCCCAUGGAGUAUUCAGGAGGAAGUGCUGCAGAAAGCAGCCUGCUGCACUGCUUUGAUGAACUAUUGGGAGUCAAACAUGAAGGAAAAAGUGGUGCCUUUCUCACCCGCAUGAGGAACUACAUGCCCCCUGCUCAUAAUCAAAUGAUCCAGGACAUCUCCAUGCAGCCUUCACUGAGGAAUUUUGUUCAGGAGCAGCCUAGUGAGCACCUCAACCAGGCCUUUGAGCGCUGCGUCACAAAACUGGUGGCUCUGCGCAGCUACCACUUAAAUGUUGUCAGCCGAUUCAUCACGGUACCUGCUGCUCUUGCACGACAACUGCGAAACCAGAGCCAGGACUCAAAUGAGGACUUGGUCAGCCAAGCGCCAAAAGCGCUAGAGGAGAGAGGCACCGGUGGAUCUGGCCUCAUGACUUUCCUAAAGACUGUAAGGGACCAAACUAAACAAGCCUUCCUGCCUGAGACCAGCUAAGAACAGUCCAUCAAAUACAAUCAAAUACACAAUCAACCAAAUACUUGUGGUUGGAGUAGUGGUGUUAGCAGUUAUGGG